AUGAUAAAAUUAUAUUGGUUAAAAAUAUCAAUAAAUAAUAAAUAUAUAUUUAGAAAUAUAAAAUAUAAAUAUAAUAAAAAUAUAAUUUUAAAUAUAUAUAAUAAAAAUUUAUAUAUUUAUAAAAAAUUAUUAAAUUUAUAUAUAAAAGUAUAUAAUGGAUAUAAAUUUAUACCUAUUUAUAUAAAUAAAUAUAAAUUAUAUAAAAAAUAG
Molecule: messenger RNA, 210 nt
Organism: Plasmodium malariae
Lineage: Eukaryota; Apicomplexa; Aconoidasida; Haemosporida; Plasmodiidae
Source: the annotation of a RefSeq genome assembly